Molecule: messenger RNA, 621 nt
Organism: Fopius arisanus
Lineage: Eukaryota; Metazoa; Arthropoda; Insecta; Hymenoptera; Braconidae
Exons: 4
Coding region: 140-445 (101 amino acids)
Source: RefSeq, a predicted model, not a curated record
CUUGAACAUGUGUCCAGCACUAGUGGUGGCCUAGAACUCUUGUCGUCUUUUAUAUAAAAUUGAUAAAAUUGAUUUGGACAACGACAAGAUCUCCGGUGUAUCACCUGUGUAGACACAUCUAUUAAAUUUACACCGAAGAAUGGACACGUCAAACAUUUUGUUUUUAUUAUUAACAAUUUGUGCAAUUCAGCAGACGACUACGUCUUCCGAGUAUCAGGGAAAUCUACACACCUGCGAUGAUAUUCCGUCACGAAAUUGGUGUACUAACAGACAAAUCGCCACACUAUGCAAUGUACUGGAAGCGUGUGAGGAUUUCUGGACCAUGCAUGGAAUAGUUCCAACUCCUUUUCCACCCACAGAUCCACCGGAAACAAAAUCUCCAAUAUAUGGCGUUGUCACCUACAUCAAAAAAUCGAGAGAGAUCCAACCACAGAAUUUUUCAUAAUUAUUACAAUAAAUUGUAAUAAUUGAAUUCACAUGCUGAGCAUUGAGAGUUGAAGUGGUAAAUGCUAUCUUAAUAAAAAUCUUUAAAAUUAAACGAGAAAAUUAAGCUAGAAGUAUUCGAAUUAAUGUGUUUUUGAUAAUUCUUAAUUACCAUGAAAAAAUCGUUAAAAAUUUCAG